Molecule: messenger RNA, 913 nt
Organism: Triplophysa rosa
Lineage: Eukaryota; Metazoa; Chordata; Actinopteri; Cypriniformes; Nemacheilidae
Product: deoxyribonuclease gamma-like
Exons: 7
Coding region: 1-810 (269 amino acids)
Biological process (GO): DNA catabolic process
Cellular component (GO): nucleus
Molecular function (GO): DNA nuclease activity
Source: RefSeq, a predicted model, not a curated record
AUGGUCAAAAUCCCUUAUUCUUUCCUACCUGCUGAAGAUGUCCACACCUUCCUGCGCAAUUGGUCAUUACUCUUCUUUCACAGGUAUACCAAGACGCAUCACUACACCUUGGAGAUCAGCACACGCCUGGGACGAGGAAAUUACAAAGAACAGUUUAUGUUCCUUUACAGGGACGACCUGGUGGAUUUGAUUGGUUCCUACCAAUACAAAGACAAUGAGCCUGGAGACGAGGAUGCUUUUGCCAGAGAACCGUAUGUUCUGCGAUUCAGAUGUCACAAAACAGUGUUGAAGGAUUUGGUGCUCAUUCCUGUUCACACAAAACCCGAGGAUUCAGUGAAAGAACUGGAUGAACUUUAUGAUGUGUUCCAAAAUGUCAAGAAGAAAUGGGAGACGGAUAACAUCAUGAUACUGGGGGACUUCAAUGCAGAUGGAAAUUACGUGUCUGAAAAACAAAUGAAAAAAAUCAGAAUCCGGAACGACAAGAAAUUCCAUUGGCUGAUCGCGGACGACGUUGACACCACAGCCAGCGUUAAUAAUGACAACACUUAUGACCGGAUCGUGGUAUAUGGAGACGAUAUGUUGGAUGCUGUUGUUCCAGGUUCUGCAGAACCAUUUAACUUCCAGAAGGCCUACAAGCUAAAAGUCGAGAAUGCACUGAAAGUGAGUGAUCACUACCCAGUAGAGGUGGAACUGAAGCGGGAAAGUCCGCGGCCAAAGCGGGAAAGUCCGCGGCCGAAGCGGGAAAGUCAGCAGCCAAAACGCAAACGUACAUGUAAGAAACAAGUUCAGGUUGAAAUAACAAUGAAAUGAAAGAGUAUAAACAAUAACAAUGCAAUUCUUUGUUUAGGAUAAGGACAAGAGACUGAAUUCUCCUCCAGAAGUAACUGAAGAUCCAAAUAUGAUGAAGAUUAAA